Molecule: messenger RNA, 2742 nt
Organism: Vicugna pacos (alpaca)
Lineage: Eukaryota; Metazoa; Chordata; Mammalia; Artiodactyla; Camelidae
Gene: DVL2
Product: dishevelled segment polarity protein 2
Biological process (GO): intracellular signal transduction; canonical Wnt signaling pathway
Cellular component (GO): cytosol
Molecular function (GO): frizzled binding
Source: RefSeq, a predicted model, not a curated record
UACCACCUGGAUGAAGAAGAGACUCCCUACCUGGUGAAGAUCCCGGUCCCCGCUGAGCGCAUCACCCUCGGCGAUUUCAAGAGCGUCUUGCAGCGGCCCGCGGGCGCUAAGUACUUUUUCAAGUCUAUGGAUCAGGAUUUCGGGGUGGUGAAGGAAGAAAUCUCGGAUGACAACGCCCGCCUUCCCUGCUUCAACGGAAGGGUGGUGUCCUGGCUAGUGUCAUCAGAUAACCCCCAGCCUGAGAUGGCCCCCCCGGCCCAUGAGCCUCGGACAGACCUGGCGCCUCCACCCCCACCGCUACCCCCUUUGCCACCGGAGAGGACCAGUGGCAUUGGGGACUCCAGGCCGCCAUCCUUCCACCCUAAUGUAUCCAGCAGCCGGGAGAAUCUGGAGCCCGAGACAGAAACCGAGUCAGUAGUGUCUCUGAGGCGGGAGCGGCCUCGCAGGCGAGACAGCAGUGAGCACGGCGCCGGGGGCCACCGGCCCAGCGGCCCCUCGAGGCUGGAGCGCCACCUGGCUGGGUACGAGAGCUCCUCCACCCUCAUGACCAGUGAGCUGGAGAGCACCAGCCUGGGGGACUCGGACGAGGACGACACCAUGAGCAGGUUCAGCAGCUCCACGGAGCAGAGCAGCGCCUCCCGCCUCCUCAAGCGCCAUCGGCGGCGGAGGAAACAGCGGCCACCCCGCCUGGAGAGGACUUCAUCCUUCAGCAGUGUCACUGACUCCACCAUGUCUCUCAACAUCAUCACGGUCACACUGAACAUGGAGAAGUACAACUUCCUGGGCAUCUCCAUCGUGGGCCAAAGCAAUGAGCGGGGAGACGGUGGCAUCUACAUAGGCUCCAUCAUGAAGGGUGGGGCUGUGGCGGCCGAUGGUCGCAUCGAGCCGGGGGACAUGCUUCUGCAGGUGAACGACAUGAACUUUGAGAACAUGAGCAACGACGACGCGGUGCGGGUGCUGAGGGACAUCGUGCACAAGCCGGGCCCCAUCGUGCUGACUGUGGCCAAGUGCUGGGAUCCCUCUCCGCAGGCCUAUUUCACUCUCCCGCGAAAUGAACCCAUCCAGCCAAUUGACCCUGCUGCCUGGGUCUCACACUCUGCUGCACUGACCGGCACCUUCCCCGCCUAUCCAGGCUCCUCGUCCAUGAGCACCAUUACAUCUGGGUCCUCUUUGCCUGAUGGCUGUGAGGGCCGGGGUCUCUCCAUCCAUACAGACAUGGCAUCUGUGACCAAGGCCAUGGCAGCCCCAGAGUCUGGACUGGAAGUUCGAGACCGCAUGUGGCUCAAGAUCACCAUCCCUAAUGCAUUUCUGGGCUCAGACGUGGUCGACUGGCUCUACCAUCACGUGGAGGGCUUUCCUGAGCGGCGGGAGGCCCGCAAGUAUGCCAGUGGGCUGCUCAAGGCAGGGCUCAUCCGGCACACGGUGAACAAGAUCACCUUCUCUGAGCAGUGCUAUUAUGUCUUCGGAGACCUCAGUGGCGGCUGUGAGAGUUAUCUAGUCAACCUGUCUCUGAAUGACAAUGAUGGCUCUAGUGGUGCUUCAGACCAGGACACCUUGGCUCCUCUGCCUGGGGCGACCCCCUGGCCCCUGCUGCCCACCUUCUCCUACCAGUACCCAGCUCCUCACCCAUACAGUCCUCAGCCCCCGCCGUACCACGAGCUCUCGUCCUACACCUACGGAGGAGGCAGUGCCAGCAGCCAGCACAGUGAGGGGAGCCGGAGCAGUGGGUCGACACGAAGCGAUGGGGGGGCAGGGCGCACAGGGAGGCCCGAGGAGCGGGCCUCUGAGUCCAAGUCUGGCAGCGGCAGUGAGUCGGAGCCCUCCAGCCGGGGAGGCAGCCUUCGGCGGGGUGGGGAACCUGGUGGGACUGGUGAUGGGGGUCCUCCCCCAUCCAGAGGCUCAUCAGGAGGUGCUCCCAAUCUCCGAGCCCACCCAGGGCUCCAUCCUUAUGGACCCCCUCCUGGUAUGGCCCUCCCCUAUAACCCCAUGAUGGUGGUCAUGAUGCCCCCACCCCCACCCCCUAUUCCGCCAGCAGUGCAGCCUCCAGGGGCCCCUCCAGUUAGGGACCUGGGCUCUGUGCCCCCAGAGUUGACAGCCAGCCGCCAAAGCUUCCACAUGGCCAUGGGCAACCCUAGUGAGUUCUUCGUGGAUGUUAUGUAGAGCCUGUGGUGGGGCCAUGUUGGAUCUCCACCCUUGGCCUGUCCAGCCAGUACUUGGUGCUCCUGUCCUGUGACUGGGUGUCUUGCCAGUCACAUGCUCCUUACUCCCCUGGUGCCUGGACUCGGCCUGUCCUGCGGGCUGCGGCCUGCUGUGAGGUUGUUGCCACUGUGACUCUUACCAGCAGUGCCUGGUUCCUCCCCCUUCCUUCGGGGGGUGUGCAAAGGACCUUUGGUUAUUUUUAGCCUUAUUGUUUUUUGUAAGCCUUUUGGGGGGUUAAAAUAGACUUUCUUACAUUUUUUGGACUAUUUUUUUUAGCAAACAUUUUCUCUUUUAUAUGAAGAAUCCCUGUCUCCUGGGCUCCUUCUGACCCCCAAAUGUGACCCCCUACUCCAUUUGCCCAGUCCACCAUGUCCUGCGCAGGGUGGGGGGGUCAGCGGUACCCUGGGAAGUGGGAGGGUGCUGCUUACCCUAGACAGCAGUCAAAGGAAGCUGGGGUAUUCGGGGGCCGUGUAGCUGCUUUUGUUACUCUAUUUAUUUUAGUCACAUGUAUAAAGCACCAAAUAAAGCAAUAGGGGUAAAUUC